Salvia hispanica is the source of this 1314-nucleotide messenger RNA. RefSeq names its product protein POLYCHOME. The record is from RefSeq and is a predicted model, not a curated record. Gene Ontology annotation, cellular component: nucleus. Lineage: Eukaryota; Viridiplantae; Streptophyta; Magnoliopsida; Lamiales; Lamiaceae. Gene Ontology annotation, biological process: regulation of nuclear division; negative regulation of ubiquitin protein ligase activity.
UUCGCAUUUCCAAGUUCCGAAUCUCGUCUUCUUCUAUUUGUCUCACUUCGCAGACACGCAGCUGAAUGCCCAACGCCGUUGUUGUCUAAAUCUACUUUGAUUCCACGAUUGAAGUCCUCUCGAGAUUUUCCAUACAACAUUAAGAAUGCCGGAGACGAGAGACAGAUUACCAAGGGAGGUCGACGUUAUGGCAUCGUACAGCAAUCGGAGGCGGAUCACUAGCGGUGGGAACAGAAAUUCGGAUGUUUCCAUCCUAGUGGAUGAGGCUGAGGAUCAAGCAACAAGAACUCCCUUCCGGUGGAGAGGUGCUUCAAUGGUGGGUACACCGGCAUCAAUGGCGGUUACACGUCGAAGGGGUGACCUCGGAAGUCAAAGAUUCGUGCGUUCCCCAAACUUUGGUAGAUCAUCGCCACUGGUCAUAGGGCGAGAAAACAUGUCCCCUGUGGUUGGAAUUGGCCGUGGUCUCCGAGGGCGAGGAAGCAUUCUUUUGCCUGCUUGGUAUCCAAGGAAACCUCUCAGGGACAUCACUGCUGUCAUGAAGGCAAUUGAAAGAAGAAGGGCACAUCAGGAAGAAGGUGAAGGCCUAGAAACUGAGAGUCCUGAACUCCAGGACCAGAUAGUUCAUGAUCCAUCUGUAUCUACUUCCCCAUUUCCCAUUGCUGGAAUUAGGCGCUGCCCACCAACAGUUGGCAAAGUGCCAAAGAUAUUGCGCAAUAUCACCAAUCAGGGUGAAGGAGGAUCGACUUGCUUAACACCUCAAAAGAAGCUCUUGAACAACAUUGAGGCAGUUGAAAGAGUGGUGAUGGAGGAGCUUCAUAAGCUAAAGAGAACUCCAUCUGCUAAGAAAGCUGAAAGGCAGAAAAGAGUGAGGACAUUGAUGUCAAUGCGCUGAGGUUUGACUGUUUUUCACUUGUUGCAUCAUCUUCCUCAAUCAAGGUUGAGAUUUAAGGAUGGGGGGGUUGUCAGAGGACAAUGAACAUCUGACUGGUUAAGUACUGUUUAUCAUCUCUUGAUGAUUGGAUUCUUAGUUUCACGAUCAUCCCUUAAUGAUCAAACUAUCCACUUUAGAGAACAUCCUCAGUUCUCCCUAAAUGUUCAUAUGCUAUUAGAGGCCAUAUAGAUUAGCAGAGAUCAGUUAGGCAAGAACAAGAGAGCUCUUUGUAGCUUGUUGGGGUUAUCAGUUUUUUUACUCCCGCUAUUCAAUAGCUGCAGUAAAAAAUAUGUAAAAUUCUCAUUUUCUGCUGAUAACUGUUGACUUCAUUUUCAAGUCUUUCCAAUGAAAUGUCUUACGACUUGAUGUAUGUUGUGUUACAA